Messenger RNA from Osmia bicornis bicornis, 1668 nucleotides. RefSeq lists its product as uncharacterized. Gene Ontology annotation, biological process: protein localization to plasma membrane. The transcript has a single exon. The coding region runs from base 27 to 1535 and encodes 502 amino acids. NCBI's taxonomy places the organism in Eukaryota, Metazoa, Arthropoda, Insecta, Hymenoptera, Megachilidae. Gene Ontology annotation, cellular component: plasma membrane. The record is from RefSeq and is a predicted model, not a curated record.
UUUAUCUCAAUUAAUAUUAGAAAAUAAUGAUCACCGAUGCAGAUUUAAAAACUAAAAUGGGUUACAUAAAAGAAAUAUGUUCCAUCCCUACACAUUCGUUACGGGAUCAAGAUAAAAUACUCAGUAACAUAAUACAUGUUACGAGAAACGCAUUACAAGAUCAACUAUUAAUUUACAAUCCAGAUAAUAUUAUUCUAUGUACCCUGAAACUUUUCUUUAAUUAUAAAGAAAAUGUAUCUGUCACUGAUAACGUUUGCGAAUGGAAACGACGAAAGAAACGUCGCCUUGCCAAAGAAUGUUACAACAGUUUAUUGCAAGUAUAUGUUCCUGAGAAAUCUAAAGAAAUUCUUGAAGCUAUAAUUAAUAUGAUUUAUGAAGAUAAACUUUGGGAAUUCGAAAGCUUUUGUUUUGAAAUUUUGUGCGAUCUAUUGGAAUAUGGUAUCAGUGGAGCAUUAUUGAUUCAUGCAAUAUGGGACAGAAUUGAAGUUGUAAAUAUAAACAUGGAAGAUACAAGGAAAAUCAUAAGAAUAUUAUAUGAAUUGCUAGAUGUUUAUGAUUGGCCAGAUAAUUAUGAUACAGUAAUGGUUAUUGAAAGAAUUUUAAAUCUUUUUUAUAUUAGUAUAACUAGCAGACAAUAUUCUCCCAAUUCAUAUGCGAUACUCAAAAAGGGUUUAGAGGUGUGCCUCAUUAAUAUUGUGAAACACGUGGUAAAUGAUCAUCUUUUAAUCAUAGUGCAAUAUAUGUGUUCAUGGGCUGUUGAGAAAGGAAUGACAGAUGAAAUUAUUUUAGAGUUUGGCAGUACGCUUGAAUAUACAGCUUAUAUGCACGAGGUAACAUUAUUUGAAAAGACUUUAACACCAAAGGUAUUUCCAUUACUGAUGCAAAUGAUAGCAUCAAAAAGUAAAAUAACCAGUUUAUUGGGUAAUAGAGUUAUACAAUAUUUAUUAGACAGACAGGACAAUAGAAUGAAUUUUGACACACCUAAAAUAUUUUUUGAAGACACUCAAUUUGAUCUGAAAAUAGGUAAGUGUCUUAAAGAAGAUAAAUUGUUCUGCAAGCUACAUAGAGAAAUUUUACACGACAGUCUUUUAAAAAGCAUCAUAAACCAUUGUACGUCGCGUAUGAAUUUAGAAACAACAUAUUGUACAAUUUGUUUAAUCGCAACCGAAGUUCCAUGCGGAUUUACAGCAGCAGCUUUAGUUUGUCUUAUAAUGAAUUUGCAAGACCUAACUUUAAAAGAAAGCAAACGUAAUACCGAGGUAUCUUAUCAUUUACAUGCUACAGUAAUAUCAAUCAUGUCCCUAUUAUGUUGGAUUCAUAAGGCUAAAGUAUUUUAUGAAUAUGUAAAUAAAAUAAUGAUGGAAAGAGCACAAUGGGCUCCACAUUUAAAUCCCCCUAUUCAAUCUCAAUAUAGUUUCGCAGCGCAUCAUAUUCUUUGGAAUAAACCAGAGUUAUUUUUCGUUGACUGGGAAGCACGAUACGGUUUGUGGAAAUGUUUUCGAUUACAUGAGAGCGACGACGAUAUUCAUUCAUAAAUAUUCAUUCAUUACAUAUUAUGUUAUCACUCUACAAUUAUAAUAAAUUUAUGUAUAUAAAUAAAUUCAAUAUUAAAUUCAAGAUUAAGCAAAGAUUGUUUGACAACAUAAAUGCGACGAAGUAAUGAUCGAU